AUAAUAAAAAUAAUUUACGGAUAUAAUAAAAUAAUUUCUAGUGUAAAACCCUGCUGUUUCGCUUGCGACUCUGUGCUGCUUCUACGCCGUCCGCGUCAGCGCCGUCUGCUAUCGCCCACCGGCCGUCGUCGACGCUCCUCCAGUUCGCCGCUCCACGUCGAGGUUGGAGAAUCAACACAGUUAAGGAAUGAAAUUUCUUAGAAACGAUGCCCGAACAAUCGUGUCGCAUCUUAAACGCCAAGAGAAACAGAUUAAACUUAAGAGGAGGUGGUUAUUGGGCAUUCCUUCCACAAAAUCUGAGAGGAAGAAGUUGGACAAGAUUUUCAAAAAUAGCUAUAUGCCUGAAUCUAUACUCAGGGAAGAUGAUAUAUUUUAUGAGUCAGUGAGAACUCAUGUUGAAGGUGCCCUUGGAGCACAAAGCAUUGAAAGAGAGAAUCAUGUUCCAUUGGAUGAUAUGCAUUUGACGCAAGUAUCGGAUAUGAAAAGGUUGAUAUUAUCGUGCCUUAACAAAUUGACCACCAAGGGUCUACACCGUCUUGCUAUGAUAGUUACUGGUGGCUCAAUCGAGUCUGUGAUAACUCGUGGCAAUUUGAAAAUGAUUAUCAAGGGUUCUCUUUCAAGUGUUCUGAGUAGCAAAAGCGAUAACCAUCAGCAAAGGGAAACUCGUGGACAGCUUUUUCAACUUCUCAGCGAUCCACAGCAUUUUCGAGAUAGGUCUGGGCCUUUGCCUGAAUUAAGAUACCAAUUCUAUCAUGCUUCUGUAUCCAAGGUAUUGGAUGAACUUCCAAGCUUGCCAACUCAAACCUUGAAUGCAAUGCGUAUGAAACUUAAAGGAAAAAAAGCACCCAUACCUCAGUUACAACCCUGCAAACAUGGAUGGGAUAGGGACCAUCUAAUGAAGCUAGUGAAUAAUAUGAGUAGGAAGAUGCUUUCACAACAUGAUAGAGGAAAUGAGCUACAGGAGCCAUUAGCUAAAGCCAUGGCAGUAGCAGACUUAUCGCUACAAGUGACAAAUGGUGAUCGCAGCAUAUUUUCAGAAGAAUUUUAUCAAUUCUCACCUGAAGUAAUGUCCUUACAGAGUGAUAUUAUGAAUGCUAUAUGGUCUGUUAAAAAAGUAGUUACGGUGCUACAGCUGAGAGAUCUACAGUGUCGCAUAGAACCAAAGGCUGUAAUAUCAAAUAGGAGCUUACGGACAGCUUUUGCAAAUUUUUUGACUGAAUUUCUUUAUGAGUGCAGUGAUAUGGAUAGCAUUCCGAAGUCUCUAUCACAGAUCCUAGAUGUUAUUAAUAAGGGCUCUGAUAGCAACAUGGAAAAUGCAUCAUUGCAUAAGCAUAUCGAAGAAGAAGUUGAUUGCAUACUAAGUGUGGGUGCUCAGACAAAACAAAUUGUUUUGGAUUUGUUGCCUGAAGGUGAAUUUGAUCAAGACUUCACUGAUGCUUAUGUGGAGCAACAAGAAGAAAGUGAUGACAACAGUGAUGAUGAGCAUGAUGAUGAAAAUCGACUUCAUGAGGAUAGACAAUCGUUAAAUGGAGCAUUUAGUAUAAUGGAUUCAAACUAUGAAGCAGAAAGUAUUGGCGAUUCUGCACCAUUUGAGACCCAUCCUUCUACCCCUAUGACUGUGGAAAAUGUUUCAUCUUGCCCUCUUGCAACCUGUGAAAAGUUGAACAGUGAUUCUGAAAACCUUCAACCUAAGAACUUUGGUGCAGAAAAUUUGGAAUCCAUGCCCAGCAAGUACAAUGCAUGCAAGAACCAAUACCUUGCUAUCCAAGAUGCUUGUGAUAAAACAAGUAUGCUUGCAUAUAAUAUUGCAGGUCAUAUGUUGGAGGAGUUUGCCAUAACUGAAGGCCGAGAUUUAAACUCGAGCAGUACUUUAUACCUCAGUGGUGAUAAUCAAAUUGAAGAUCGGGAAGAAAUAAAAGAACCGUCAUCAUUUGGGAAACAUACAAUGUAUUCAACAGUUGCUCGAAUAGUUAAAGAGCUGAGUCCUUCCUUUCCAGACAGAAGCAUGGAGAGACUGAAGAUGUUGAUGAGCUUAUGAUUAUGGAACUCUAUCAGGAUCAAACAAAGGACCAUUUUCAAAUGGUUUUGCAUUUUUGGAUCAAGUUUACCAGUUGUGAUUUGUUUAGGAAGAGCUUUGCUGUUUCCCGCCAAGUAAUUUGUCAAAUAUGAGUCUCUAUCAAUUCUUUGCUAUAACAUAUAUAUAUAGUUAUUGUAAAAAUUAAGUCUCGAUCAAUACGAAAAGCUUAUGCA
Lotus japonicus is the source of this 2250-nucleotide messenger RNA. RefSeq lists its product as uncharacterized. The transcript has 7 exons. Bases 188 to 2038 code for a protein of 616 amino acids. NCBI's taxonomy places the organism in Eukaryota, Viridiplantae, Streptophyta, Magnoliopsida, Fabales, Fabaceae. The record is from RefSeq and is a predicted model, not a curated record.